GCCUUAAAAAUGGUGAAGAAAAAAAACAGAGAAUGCAAACAGUGUUGAAAGUGUAGAGUAGAGUCCCUACAUAUACAGCUCAGCUACAAAAAAGACUUUAAUUACUUUCUUAAGUUUCUUUUCAAUUUCAAUUCAAUUCAAGUCAAUUCAAUCUCGUGAAAUGAAUAUGAAAUGAACCAGCACAACACCGAAACCGCCGUUAAAAACAAUAAACCUUAAAUUACAACAUUUUUACGGUUCUGAAAACACACACACACACGGUGUUGGAAGUUGGAACAUAGUCCCACAACAACUCAUACCAAUUAUCAAAAAACAACUCUUUUUUGUUCCAACUUUUGGUCUCUUCCAAGAAUCUCAUUCCAAUUACCGUUCAUCUUCUAAGGGAAAAGUUUGUGUUUUGGAAUCUAGAAAAAAAUGGGUUUGAUUUCUGGGAUUUUUAUGGGGAUGUUAUUCGGCAUAGCAUUGAUGGCUGGAUUGGCUCGUAUGAUGAAGUAUAGAAGUUCCAAGAGAAUUGCAAAGGCUGUUGACAUCAAACUCCUUGGAUCCCUCAACAGAGAUGAUUUAAAGAAACUUUGUGGUGAAAAUCUUCCUGAGUGGAUAUCUUUUCCUGUAUACGAGCAGGUGAAAUGGCUAAACAAGCUCCUGAGCAAACUUUGGCCGUUUGUGGCAGAAGCCGCAACACUGGUGAUCAGGGAAUCAGUUGAACCUCUACUGGAAGAGUACAGACCUCCUGGAAUUACUUCAUUGAAGUUCAGCAAACUGUCAUUAGGAAAUGUAGCUCCGAAAAUUGAAGGUAUUCGCGUGCAGAGUCUUACCAAAGGUCAAAUCAUAAUGGACAUAGAUUUCCGAUGGGGUGGUGAUCCCAGUAUUAUUUUGGCCGUCGAAGCUGCACUUGUUGCAUCAAUCCCUAUUCAGUUGAAGGAUCUAAAAGUUUUUACUGUCAUCCGUGUUAUAUUUCAACUUGCUGAAGAGAUCCCUUGCAUUUCUGCCGUUGUUGUUGCUCUACUUGCCGAGCCGAAGCCAAGGAUUGAUUAUACUCUGAAAGCUGUUGGUGGAAGUUUAACUGCUCUUCCUGGAAUUUCAGAUAUGAUUGACGAUACUGUGAACACAAUUGUUACUGAUAUGCUCCAAUGGCCACAUAGGAUUGUUGUUCCCCUUGGUGGGAUACCUGUUGAUAUUAGUGAACUGGAGCUUAAACCUCAAGGAAGUCUUAAAGUGACUGUAGUGAAAGCGACUGGUUUAAAGAAUAUGGAAAUGAUUGGAAAAUCAGAUCCUUAUGUUGUUUUGUCCAUUCGACCCUUAUUCAAGGUUAAAACCAAGGUCGUUAAUAACAACUUGAAUCCUGUUUGGGAUCAAACAUUUGAGUUGAUUGCAGAAGACAAGGAGACUCAGUCACUCAUUCUUGAGGUUUUUGAUGAAGACAUUGGGCAAGAUAAGAGACUGGGAAUUGUAAAAUUACCCCUUAUUGACCUGGAAGUACAAAAUGAAAAGGAGCUUCAAUUGAAUCUGCUGUCAUCACUUGAUACACUCAAGGUGAAAGAUAAGAAGGAUCGAGGAACCUUGACUGUAAAGGUCUUCUAUUACCAGUUUAACAAGGAAGAGCAAUUGGCUGCACUAGAAGCAGAAAAAGCUAUAUUAGAAGAAAGGAAGAAACUAAAAGCAGCGGGCGUCAUCGGUAGCACAAUGGAUGCACUCGAUGGAGCAGCUGGACUAGUAGGGUCUGGUGUUGGACUAGUUGGAAGUGGUCUUGGUGCUGGAGCCGGGCUUGUCGGCAGUGGUAUUGGUGCUGGAGCAGGAAUUGUUACCAGUGGAUUUGGAGCCUUCGGUAGCGGAAUUACUAAAGCAGGAAAGUUUAUGGGAAGGACCAUAACAGGAGGUCAUAGUGGCUCAAGAAGGAGUGGUUCAUCUACUCCAGUUCAUAAUCCACAGGAAAAUGGUAGUGGUGCUGCAAAGCCUCAAUAAUUCUUGCUUGUAUACAGUAAAAUAAUGAAUUGAAUGGAACUUUCAGGUUCAGUAACCUUUGAUAAUUUGACAGAUUUCUUGUGUUGAUUGAUAUAGCAGAAAUGUGAAUUUAGUUUGUAUAUUAUGUUUGACUUUGAUGUGUAAUAUUAAGUAUCAACAGAUUCUAAACAUUUGUUAUUUAUUGUUGCAACUUGCAACUCAUUGUGAUUCAAAACACACCAAAAUGUGUUGCAAAUUAAGUUCUUUGUCAUUUGGAACAAGUGGCUGGUUUGAAUUUUGGGAAUGA
Molecule: messenger RNA, 2248 nt
Organism: Trifolium pratense (red clover)
Lineage: Eukaryota; Viridiplantae; Streptophyta; Magnoliopsida; Fabales; Fabaceae
Product: calcium-dependent lipid-binding protein-like
Exons: 12
Coding region: 415-1962 (515 amino acids)
Cellular component (GO): endoplasmic reticulum
Molecular function (GO): lipid binding
Source: RefSeq, a predicted model, not a curated record